GAGGAGAGGCGCGGGUUCGAGGAGGUGCCGGCCCGCACCCUCGGUAUCGGCGGGAGGGCAGGAGGCCGCGGACAGGCAGCCGCCCUCGGUACCGGCGGAAGGCAGGCCCGGCGACAGGCAGCCGCCCUCGGUGGCUGUGGCGGGUCCGGUGGCGGCGGGGAGCGCGGCCCCUCCCGGCAGCGCCGCAGCGGUGUCGGCCUUUGCCGUGUGGUGACUCCCGGCAGCUGAUCUCUUCGUCGUUUUCUUUUAAAAUCUUGCCGCUUCGGAGCAGCGAGGUGUGAGGCAGGGCCUUCACCCUCCGAGGCGGGCUGGGUGCUGAGGAGAGGGGUAGCUGAGGGACAUGGCCCGCCCUGUCAGUCUUCCUGCAUCCGACAGGCUGGGGGUUUGUGUAACAGCAGCAGCUACAAAUAUUCAGAGAGACGCUAAUUAAAUUAUUUUUUUUUAGGAUAGGAUCCACCAUGCUUCUGUCCCUUCACGGGCUGUGGUUUGGUUUGUGGGCCAGUGUUGCUUUUUUAAAAUGGAGUUCAGGUGCUUUUCUUCAGAUAGCGAAGAGAGGAGGGAAGAGAAAAUAUAUUAGCAGAAAGAAAGGGAGAUUUGUGAACUGUUGCUUAAAAGCAAGGGGAAUAUUUAAUGAGUUGCCAUGUCUGAAGAUGCUUUGUUGGAAGAGGACAUUUGGGAGUACAAAUCCAUUAGGAAGCAAAAGCACCAAGGUAACUCAGAGAGCAGCUCUACACCAGCAGAGAAAGUAAGUGAUGGCAAGGGCAGGCCAAAAAGAAAGAGAAAUAGAAAUAAUAAAAAAUCAUCCCUAGAAAAAGCUGAUACACCUCAGAAAACUGGGCAGAGAACAAGGCCAAACCAGGAUGUAGACCAAAGCAAAGAUGACAGUGGUGAGCACUCCCAGGAAAGCGUGAGUAGCGUGACGGAACAGAGCUCGCAGAGUGCCAAGCCCCUUCAUGAUGGAUACUGUCCCAGCUGCCAGAUGCCUUUCUCUUUGCUGUUGGUCCAGACACCUCGAUGGCACGUUGCUGAAUGUUUGGAUGCUCCAGGAUCCAUUGAAAAAGAGUGUCCUGAUGGUUUACUGUGCAAUUCCACCAUUCCAUCCCACUACAAGCGCUAUAGCCAUUUUCUACUUGCAGCAAGCAGGGCAGGAGAUUAUGUUGUAGACUCUUCAGUAAACACUUUGGAAGGGAAGACAAUGUAUUGCACUGCUAUAAAGCCCAGCUGUUCCCCAAGUCAUGUAGAGGAAAUGUCACAGAAUGAGAAACCGUGUAAUAAUGUAAAAAAUGUCCCAAAUGAUGACUGUGUGUUGAUGGUACGGAGUUCACCGCAAAUGAAGUCUCUAAAUCUAGUCAGUGAAAGCACAUCCUCUUUUGCAGAUGUUCAAAAGCCUCAACAGACACGUCAGCUUACACAAACCACAGUUAAUAGUUGUGAAUUUGAAUUUUAUGACUUUGCAUCCUCUCAAGAAAGUGGAACAGGAGACGAUGUGUGUAGUCAGAAAGAUACAAGUCAGCUGAGUCUACUCCAGUCAAAAGCUGACUUCAGUGACUGUGAAAUUUCUUAUUCUCCACUGAGUACUUUUGAGGAAAGCGAAGAGGAAAUUGAGGAAGAGGAGAAGAAAGUUGAAAUAUCACAAAAUAAAUUAUUCAAAGUCCAGAACUUUGAAGGUGAAGAAUCUAAUGCUCUGGUGUUUAAAACACUUGAUGGAGUUCUCUUACCGCAGAAGCCUCAGCAUGAGCAUAGCAAAAUAGGAAAUUUCGUAAUUAAAAAACCCAACUGUGAGGAAGUAAAUACAUUGAAGUAUGUAGAUCACAGUGAAAAAACUGUUUCUCAGAGUCAUGUGAAUAGCAAGUCCUGUAAUUCAGCAUGUGUAGACAAUAAGCAUCAGCAAGGGGUGCUAACCAGUGGAUCCUCUUUUCCUUUUAAUUGCGAGGAGGCUAAACAGCCAGGAUUGAUUUCCUCUGCUGCUAAAGCAGGUAACACGGACUCAGAAGAUACUGGUGCUUGUGCUUUGGAUUCUGCAUAUGUAAGUCUUACUGAGACAUCAUCGCUGCUAGUUGGGGAAGGUGCUGGAUCUCUUCUGACACAGAAAAAGAAUGUUUUGAGGGACCCAAGUAACAUUUUGCUUAAUACAGAUAAAAUGACUGCUAGUGCAAUUGAAAAAACACUUUGCUGGGAGAGCUUGCAAUCAGUAGUGGAGAAAGAAGAAAACUGUAAUACAGCUGCUGUUUGCUUUCCCAGCCCCAUCUCUAAAACAGUGUCAUCUCUUUCAAAUGUGAAUUUGAAAUCCAGUCCUGCCAAAGAACUCAAACAAAUGGACAUUGGUGUUUUCUUUGGGUUAAAACCCAAAGUAAAAGAGGAAGGCAAAGGAGAGACUCGUUUGAGUGAGGGAAAGCAGGUAUCGGGUUCAGUAACUCCCAAUGGAAAGAGGGCCAGACAGCAAAAAAGGAAGGCUGAGGGGUCUGUAGAAGAUGUGGAAGCAGUUAUAGAAAAUUCAAGUAAAAACGGAGCCUUUGCAGAAGUGAGUUCUGGUGGCCAACGACGGUGGAGGAAAAAAUUUAAAGAAUUACCUGCUCCAGGUGAAGGAACAGGAAAAAAACACUGCCCUUUCUACAAGAAAAUACCAGGAACUGGUUUUACAGUUGAUGCCUUCCAGUAUGGUGAAAUUGAAGGCUGCACAGCUUAUUUCCUUACUCAUUUUCACUCUGACCACUAUUGUGGGCUGACAAAAAACUUCAUGUUUCCAAUUUACUGUAAUAAGAUAACUGGCAACCUGGUGAAGAGCAAACUUCGAGUCAGAGAGCAGUACGUCCAUGUGCUGCCCAUGGACACAGAGUGUACAGUGAAUGGGAUCAAAGUGGUGUUGCUCGAUGCCAAUCAUUGUCCAGGUGCAACGAUGAUCCUUUUCUAUCUGCCCAGUGGAACUGUUAUUCUGCACACAGGGGACUUCAGGGCAGAUCCUUCUAUGGAGCGCUACCCGGCUUUGGUUGGGCAACAAGUCCAUACCCUUUACCUUGAUACCACAUACUGCAGUCCUGAAUACACUUUUCCUUCUCAACAAGAAGUUAUCCAGUUUGCUGUCAAUACUGCCUUUGAGACCGUGACUUUAAACCCACGUACUCUGGUUGUCUGUGGCACCUAUUCCAUUGGAAAAGAAAAAGUUUUCUUAGCAAUUGCUGAAGUUUUGGGCUCAAAAGCAAGUAUGUCCCGGGAUAAGUACAAAACGUUGCAGUGCUUGGAGUCAGCAGCUGUUAAUUCCCUCAUCAGUGUGGACUGGAAUGGUACUUUGCUUCAUGUUCUUCCCAUGAUGCAAAUUAAUUUUAAGGGCUUGCAAGAUCACUUGAAUAAGUUUUCUGAGAAUUUUGAUCAAGUUCUGGCUUUCAAACCUACUGGGUGGACCUUCUCUGAUUCAUGCCUUUCUCUGCUGGAUAUCAAACCUCAGACAAGAGGAAAGAUCACCAUAUAUGGGAUUCCUUACAGUGAACACAGCAGUUACCUGGAAAUGAAGCGUUUUGUUCAAUGGUUGAAGCCACAGAAAAUCAUCCCCACUGUAAAUGUUGGUGACUGGAGAGCCAGAAGCUUGAUGGAGAAGCAUUUUAGAGACUGGAUGAUUGAGGGCAGUAAUCGUAAAUAAAUAUAAGGAAGAAUGUAUAUUUCAAAGGAGGUUGGCUGGAGUGGGAGUGAGUUUCAUUUAACUCCUUUUUCCACAGAGCUAUCUUUGGGGGAAACCAAGCUGCUAUUCUCCUGAGAGAGCUGAAUUUAAAAAAAAAAAAAAAAAAAAAAAAAAGAGAAAAAGCACCUUGUUUGUUCAUAUACCUACUGCCUAUUUUUUCCCCAUGACUUAGUAACUUUUUUGCAAAUGCGUAUUCCAGGUUGUUUUUGUCUUGCUCCUUUUUACUCAUUCUUAAUUUUCUUCAGAUUAUGGAGAUGCCCAGAUGUAUAAUGCUGGGGGAGAAGCCACCUCCAGGAUAAUCAUUUCUGAAAAGAAGUUACAGUAAUAAAUGAGAUAAUGCUAAGUUUAUGUCACAUGCUGUCAAUUCAGGCUUCAGAGAAGCUUGUGUCAGGAGGCAGAACUGGGUAUUGUGAUUUAAACCUUGUAAACAAAAUUGACUUUGUGAGGAGGGUUGGCCGGGGCUCUUGCAGGGUACAUACUUUGGAGGAUGAUUUUUAUAAAAGACAGUGCUACCCACAUUCCGCUCAAGAUUUUCUGAUACUUUUUUUAAAAAAAUAAAUAAAGAACCUA
Calidris pugnax (ruff) is the source of this 4243-nucleotide messenger RNA. RefSeq names its product DNA cross-link repair 1A (gene DCLRE1A). The transcript has 9 exons. The record is from RefSeq and is a predicted model, not a curated record. Bases 641 to 3634 code for a protein of 997 amino acids. Gene Ontology annotation, molecular function: damaged DNA binding; 5'-3' DNA exonuclease activity. Gene Ontology annotation, biological process: double-strand break repair via nonhomologous end joining; interstrand cross-link repair; protection from non-homologous end joining at telomere. Lineage: Eukaryota; Metazoa; Chordata; Aves; Charadriiformes; Scolopacidae.